Molecule: messenger RNA, 723 nt
Organism: Cynocephalus volans (Philippine flying lemur)
Lineage: Eukaryota; Metazoa; Chordata; Mammalia; Dermoptera; Cynocephalidae
Product: glutathione S-transferase theta-1
Exons: 5
Coding region: 1-723 (240 amino acids)
Biological process (GO): glutathione metabolic process
Cellular component (GO): cytoplasm
Molecular function (GO): glutathione transferase activity
Source: RefSeq, a predicted model, not a curated record
AUGGGCCUGGAGCUCUACCUGGACCUGCUGUCCCAGCCCUGCCGCGCCGUCUACAUCUUCGCCAGGAAGAACGGCAUCCCCUUCGAGCUGCGCACCGUGGAGCUGCUCAAAGGCCAGCACCUCAGCGACGCCUUUGCCCAGGUGAACCCCGUGAAGAAGGUGCCAGCCCUGAAGGAUGGGGACUUCACCUUGACAGAGAGUGUGGCUAUUCUGCUCUACCUGAUGCGCAAGUAUAAGGUCCCUGACUACUGGUACCCUCAGGACCUGCAGGCCUGUGCCCGUGUGGAUGAAUACCUGGCAUGGCAGCACACGACCCUGCGGAGAAACUGCCUCCGGGCCCUUUGGCAUAAGGUGAUGCUCCCUGUUUUCCUGGGUGAGCCAGUAUCUCCCCAGAUGCUGGCAGCCACCCUGGCAGAGUUGGACGAAACUCUGCAGUUGCUCGAGGACAAGUUCCUCCAGAACAAGGCCUUCCUCAUCGGGUCCCACAUUUCCCUGGCUGACCUGGUGGCCAUCACGGAGCUGAUGCAUCCUGUGGGUGCUGGCUGCCAAGUCUUUGAAGGCCGACCCAAGCUAGCUGCAUGGCGUCAGCGUGUGGAGGCGGCAGUGGGGGAGGACCUCUUCCAGGAGGCCCACAAGGUCAUUCUGAAGGUCAAGGACUCUCCACCUGCGGACCCCACCAUAAAGCAGAAGUUGAUGCCUGGGUUGCUGGCCAUGAUCCGGUGA